AUGGCCGAUUCUUCUGGCACGAAAGAUGUCAGGUCCUCUGUUGAUGCCGUUCAUGUCGAAACAGCUGACCGCCGACUCGAGCCGAGAGCAGAGCCCCAGGCACAUGGCACCGUCCAGCUUCUUCAAGGUGGUUCAGUCGUCCUGAUUCCGACCCCGAGCCCAGAUCCAAAAGACCCCCUGAACCUUCCGAAAUGGCACAAAUUCUUGAUAGUCUUCAUUGUGGCAUCAUAUUCAGCGACUUCGGUUCUAUGUACAUCUGGCAUGGGAUCAGUCUUCCCGUCAGUCUUAAAAGAAUACGCACCGUCAGAAGCGACCCGAGCCACAGACCUGCUUACUUACCCGACGCUGUUCAUGGGGAUCGGGAAUCUCUUGUCGAUGCCACUCUCUGUCACGGUAGGCCGCAGGCCUGUCUUUCUGGCCUCGCUUGUUCUGCUUGUGGUGUCUGGCAUCUGGUGUGCCUUCCCGGCCUUAGUGAGUAGCCACAUUGCCGGCCGUAAUUUUUACAGCAUCGCCGCCGGUCAGAGUGAGGCCUUGGCGCCGUACAUCGUUGAGGAGAUCCACUUCCUUCACGAACGCAGCGCAAAGCUCUCUUGGUUCAUUGGUAUACAAACUACUCUCACCGCUGGCAUGUUUGUCGCCACUACGUACAUCGUCCCUGCUCGGGGUACGAAGUGGUGGUACCUCAUCAUCACAUUCCUCAACGUCGCCAUCCUUAUCUUGUCACUUGUAUUCGUGGUUGAAACGAAGUACGACCGCCCUGAAGACGCUGAUAGGGGAGAGGUUCACCUGAAGCUGGACGAAACAGGCCAUGUCAGUAAGAACGGCGACUCAGAGAUGAUUUUCAGUGUCACGACCCGACAAAACCACCAACUACAGCCUGAAGUCUUUGGCCAACGGACAUGGCGGCAUGACCUGCAAGUAUUCCAUUUCAAACCCGAAUGGAAGCGAACAUUGGCAUUUUACAAAUACGCUUUCCAAUCACUUUGCCUAGCAAAUAUCGUCUGGGUCCUUCUCCUCAACGGCACAUUUUUGGGCAUAUACGUAUACCAGGCAUCCACAUUCGCGACAAUUCUCAUGUCACCGCCUUAUUCUUUCAAGUCAGGGUGGCUUGGAUAUGUCCAACUUGUGCAGGUGCUAGAUUCUGUCAUCAUGGUUCCGAUUCUAGGCUAUGGAUCUGACCUUGUUGCUCGGAGUAUGAGCAAACGGAGGAAUGGCCUCUUUCAGCCCGAGUACCGUCUGAUAACCUGGAGUCUUCCAAUCGCCUUGGCGGUCUUGAGUUGUGUACUCUAUGGCCAAGCUGGGGCGCAUCCUGAUCGUUGGCAUUGGAUGACCAUCGUGGCUCCCUACAAUGUCUGCUUCUUCGCCUUCCUCGGUGCGAAUUUAAUCGGCAUCACCUACGUGGUUGACAGUUUCCCCAGCAAGGCUGGUCCCCUGCUACUGGUCAUCUGCGCUGGUCGAGGAUUCAUCUCCUUUGGUCUUAGCUAUUCGACUGUUCCCUUGAUCAAAUUGACAGGCUACAAUGGUGCCAUGAACAUAUUUGCCAUCAUAUCUGGUGUCAUGGGGGCUCUGGCGAUUCCAGUGUAUUUCUUCGGGGCCCGGGUAAGGCUGUGGGCGACGAACAGGCUGUGGCCAGAAGUGACAGUGUGA
This is a messenger RNA of Diaporthe citri, 1647 nucleotides long. RefSeq lists its product as uncharacterized. Lineage: Eukaryota; Fungi; Ascomycota; Sordariomycetes; Diaporthales; Diaporthaceae. The record is from RefSeq and is a predicted model, not a curated record. Bases 1 to 1647 code for a protein of 548 amino acids. Gene Ontology annotation, molecular function: transmembrane transporter activity. Gene Ontology annotation, biological process: transmembrane transport. The transcript is spliced from 4 exons.